GGCUUCCCGCGCUUUGCCCGGGGUUCCCCGGAGACCCUCGGGCCCCGCCGCCUCCUGCGCGCAGUGGUCACCUCCCGGGAAAGGUUGCCCUCAUUUGCCCGGUCGUCGUGUCACGCCGGCUCCGCGCCGGGCGGGGAGGGCGGAGGCGCUUAUGAAUGGGAGACCCUCGCAGGUUGUGGCAGCGUCAGCGAACGUUUAGAGCCGGGAAGACAACAAAGUUGGAAGUCGUCUCCCUAAGCUGCCCCUUGUGCGGAUCGGGAUCGCGAGCCCCGGAGCAGGAAGGAGCUCCCGAGCCAGCUGUUGAGCGGGAUAUGAGGUGCCCAUCAUAAGCUCCUGAGAGCUGCCCUUCACGGAGCCCAGCAGAGGAGCGGGUAAACAUGAAAUCCAAUCCUGCCAUCCAAGCUGCCAUUGACCUCACGGCAGGGGCCGCAGGUAAUCCUAGAGAAAACCCGUCCUUUGUUCCUCAAAUACCUUCUGCAGGGGGCACAGCAUGUGUACUCACUGGGCAGCCCUUCGACACCAUGAAAGUGAAGAUGCAGACGUUCCCCGACCUGUACAGGGGCCUCACCGACUGCUGCCUGAAGACCUACUCCCAGGUGGGCUUCCGGGGCUUCUACAAGGGGACCAGCCCAGCGCUGAUUGCCAACAUCGCCGAGAACUCCGUCCUCUUCAUGUGCUACGGGUUCUGCCAGCAGGUGGUACGGAAAGUGGUUGGAUUGGAAAAGCAGGCAAAGCUGAGUGAUCUGCAGAACGCAGCUGCUGGUUCCUUUGCCUCUGCCUUUGCUGCUCUGGUCCUCUGCCCCACCGAGCUCGUGAAGUGCCGGCUGCAGACCAUGUAUGAAAUGGAGACGUCGGGAAAGAUAGCCAAAAGCCAGAACACAGUUUGGUCUGUCGUGAAGAGUAUCCUUAGGAAGGACGGCCCCUUGGGCUUCUACCAUGGACUCUCGAGCACUUUACUUCGAGAAGUACCGGGCUACUUCUUCUUCUUCGGUGGCUAUGAGCUGAGCCGAUCGUUUUUUGCAUCGGGGAGAUCAAAAGAUGAGCUAGGCCCUGUUCCUUUGAUGUUAAGUGGUGGAUUUGGUGGAAUCUGCCUCUGGCUUGCUGUUUACCCAGUGGAUUGUAUCAAAUCCAGAAUUCAAGUUCUCUCCAUGUCUGGAAAACAGGCAGGAUUUAUUGGAACUUUUAUAAGCAUCGUGAAGAAUGAAGGAAUAACGGCCUUAUAUUCUGGACUGAAACCUACCAUGAUUCGUGCGUUCCCUGCCAAUGGGGCACUCUUUUUGGCCUAUGAGUACAGCAGGAAGUUGAUGAUGUGCCAGUUCGAAGCAUACUGAAGUGUCUGGCAAACGUUGAUCCAAGUGAAGGUGUCUGAGGACUGCAGUUCUCAGGGUUUCAAGGAGUACAAGACCAAUGCGGGAUUUUUUGAUUUUGUGGGAAUUUUUUUUUUGUCUUCCAUUUUUCUACCUUAUACCUUAAACUUUGUAGAAGAGCUUCUUUUAUAUAAUUACUGCCCAUAAUUGUAUUGAAAUGGAAAAGUUGCUGCUCUUGUCCUUGGUGGGACAUACAGGGUGGGCUGCUGGCCCUAGGUACCUAAUAUGUUUAAUCUCAGAUCUCACUAGAAAAAACAAGAGGUAAUCAUGUUUCCUGAGAAUGGUUAUAAAUGCUUAAUCCAUUCUAGAUGUGGGUCUCUUUUUAAAUCUGCUUAGCACGUACCCUAUAAUAAGUGGUUCAAGUUUUAAAAAAUUUUCCUGUGGUGCUUGAAAACGAAGGUGUCCCUCUAGAUUCUGAAGAGGAGAAUAUACCUGCGUACCGGUGUGGUGUGGCCUCCGUGUUCUUGAUUUAAGUUUCAGAGUAAGCGUCCUGGAUCUUCCCAAGAUGCUCCUCUGUGGAAACAGUGCCCUCCAUCGUCUUCCAGGUGGGAUCACAUUCCAGGCUUGUGCAUAUUGUUGGGUGCGGCCUAGAGCCUGGCCCUCGGCUGAGCCAGCCCCUCCUCCUGUCCCAAGGAGCUCCUCUCUGCCGGGCUUGAGCUCAAGGAAGGCUGUGGGGAGGGGCCUGGCGUGCUUUGUGAAG
Messenger RNA from Kogia breviceps (pygmy sperm whale), 2067 nucleotides. Lineage: Eukaryota; Metazoa; Chordata; Mammalia; Artiodactyla; Physeteridae. The record is from RefSeq and is a predicted model, not a curated record.